This is a messenger RNA of Anastrepha obliqua, 381 nucleotides long. RefSeq names its product holotricin-3-like. The transcript has 2 exons. The coding region runs from base 1 to 381 and encodes 126 amino acids. The record is from RefSeq and is a predicted model, not a curated record. NCBI's taxonomy places the organism in Eukaryota, Metazoa, Arthropoda, Insecta, Diptera, Tephritidae.
AUGGUCAAAAUUAUGAUAAUCCUCGCUGUAUGUGUUGCGCUGGCAGUAGCACAUCCACAUGGUUACGGAGGCGGUGAAGGCCGUGGUGGACAGCACGGUGGUAGCCAAGGUGGUGGCCAUGGCGGACAACAAGGAGGACUCGGUGGCAGUCAAGGUGGUGGCUACGGUGGCAGCCAUGGUGGCAGCCACGGUGGUGGCCACGGUGACAGCCAAGGUGGUGGUCAUGGCGGACAACAAGGAGGAAUCGGUGGCAGUCAAGGUGGUGGCCACGGUGGCAGCCACGGUGGUGACCACGGUGGCAGCCAAGGUGGUGGUCACGGUGGCAGCCAAGGUGGUGGCUACGGUGGCAGCCAAGGUGGUCGCGGCGGUGGACAUUAUUGA